AUGGCCCCCUCAGCUAUCGACGAGGCGCCCCAACUCGCAGGGCGCAAUCCACCCAAACCUCCACCCAAGCUCUGGAGCGUGUCGGAACCGCCUUUUGAAGGCUUCAGACCCAUCGACAAAGAAGGAUGGUCGCGUAGCAACGGCGAAACUGCCAUCGUAAUUGACAAUGGCUCGUCCGCAGUCCGCGCUGGGUGGUCUUUUGACUCCAAACCCCGGUUAUCAGUGUUGCCCAACAUGGCGAGGUACCGCGACCGCAAGCUCAACCGAACCUUUACCUUUGUUGGCUCAGAUGUCUACGCCGACGGUACGGCGCGAGGACAGUCCAAGCCUGUCUAUGAGCCUGGCAGCAACGUCGUGAACAAUUGGGACGUCAUGGAGGGCGUGCUUGACUACUGCUUUGUUAAAAUGGGUGUGGAUGGACGCUCCGGGCGCAUAGAUAGACCCAUCGUCAUGACAGAGCCCGUUGCGAACCUGGGCUAUUCACGAAAGACCAUGUCGGAAAUCCUCUUCGAGUGCUACGGCGCACCAUCCGUCGCAUACGGUAUCGACUCGCUCUUCUCCUACUCAUACAAUGGCGGUCGCAACGGCCUGGUCAUGGACUCUUCGUACACCUCUACGCACAUUAUUCCCGUAGUAAACUCCAAGCCCUUGUUGUCACAAACCACGCGUCUGAACUGGGGUCGCUUCCAGUCCGCGCAAUACCUGCUCAAGCUACUGAGGCUGAAGUACCCUACAUUCCCCGGAAAGAUUAGCGACAACCAGGCUGAAGACCUCGUUCGAGAGCAUUGUUAUGUAUCACAAGACUACGAGAAUGACCUGAGCCGCUACCUGGAUUGGACGGGCCUGGAAGACCGAGACCAUACAAUUCAGUUCCCUUAUACUGAGCAGAUCGUGGUGCAAAAGACCGAGGAAGAGCUGGCAGCUGCAGCGGAAAAGCGCAAGGAGAGUGGUCGUAGGCUGCAGGCCCAGGCGGCAAAGAUGCGUCUGGAGAAGCUGAAGAAGAAAGAAGAAGAGCUGGAGUGGUGCUUGCAGUUGCAGACGCAACUGGAAGAGAUUACCACGAAAAAGGAAAAGGCACGGAUACUUGAGUCAAAUGACUUCGAUGACGAGAACCAGCUCAACAAACGAGUCAAGGAACUGGAAGCCGCAAUCAAGAAGGCUCGUAACAAGGACCUUGGCGAUGUAGAGGAGGAGCAGGUCGAAGCACCUACAUUCCCCCUGUUGGAGGUUCCGGAUGAUCAGCUUGACGAGGAGGGUAUUAAGCAAAAGCGACAGCAACGAUUGAUGAAGUCAAACUACGAUGCACGCCAACGUGCGAAGAUUGAAAAGGAGAAGGAGAAGGCACGGCAAGCAGAAGAGCAACGACUUGACGACCAACGGCGGGAAACCGAUCCUCAAGGCUGGAUAGAAGAGCGCCGAAUAGCUCGCCAAGCCAUUAUCCAGAAGAUGAAGGACCGUGAGCGUCUCAAGGCUGAACUUGGAAACCGCAAGUCGCUCGCCAACCAAAUGCGAAUGAAGUCCAUCGCCAACCUUGCCUCGGACGCACCCACCAAGAAGCGGCGACGAGGUGGUGGUGAUGAUGACACCUUUGGCGCCGACGAUGCAGACUGGGGUGUCUACCGCACCAUUGCUACAGGUGAAGGUUCCGACGACGAAGAAGAAGAAGAUCUUUCCAAGAAUCUUAAAGAAAUCGAAUCCCAGCUUCUCCAACACGACCCCGACUUCACCGAAGAAUCAACCCGCGAAGCACAAACAGACUGGACAAAAUCCAUCCUCCAUUCCUUCCUCCACGGUCCCUACCCUUACGACGCCGAGUCCCAAAGGGAAAUGAACCAAAUCCACCUCAACGUUGAACGCAUCCGCGUCCCCGAAGUCGUCUUCCAACCGACAAUCGCAGGUCUCGACCAAGCUGGCAUUGUAGAAAUUGCCUCGAAUAUUCUCACAGAGCGUCUGGCAGAUUCGCCCCACCGCGACGACGUGUUGAAGGACAUUUUCCUCACAGGUGGCAACACCAUGUUCCAGGGUUUCGAGGAACGCCUGCGCUCUGAACUCCGCGCCGUGCUCCCCGCUGAACAAACCAUCAACGUAAGAAAAGCUGGGGACUGUGUACUUGAUGCCUGGCGUGGCGCGGCCCAAUGGGCGGGCAAGAAGGAGUCGAGGCAACAUUUUGUCACUAGGCAGGAAUUUCUGGAAAAGGGUGCCGAGUAUAUCAAGGAGCAUGACCAGGGGAAUGCUGCUUAUUAG
Messenger RNA from Alternaria arborescens, 2244 nucleotides. RefSeq names its product Actin-like protein. Gene Ontology annotation, cellular component: Ino80 complex; cytoplasm. The transcript has 3 exons. The record is from RefSeq and is a predicted model, not a curated record. Bases 1 to 2244 code for a protein of 747 amino acids. Gene Ontology annotation, biological process: regulation of DNA-templated transcription. Lineage: Eukaryota; Fungi; Ascomycota; Dothideomycetes; Pleosporales; Pleosporaceae.